This is a messenger RNA of Pocillopora meandrina, 18696 nucleotides long. The record is from the annotation of a GenBank genome assembly. Lineage: Eukaryota; Metazoa; Cnidaria; Anthozoa; Scleractinia; Pocilloporidae.
GCCCGCUAAGGAGGUGUGUGUGUCGGCGUGUAAAGUUCUGUAGCCAAAGAACGCGAAAACCGUUUUGAGUAAUAGUGUUUACAAUCUCUGCUGAGGUGAUAGGGUAAAUAAUCCUUGGAACUUCAACAGGAUCAAUAUGGCUGAAGCUAGACUUGGGGUAGCAUUUCAAUUCCAAGUGACCGAGGAUGGAAUUAUCGUCAACUUCGACAAAAACGGGCUUAAAUCUGUCGGUCGAGCUAUGGUGAAAUCUGCCAAACGGCGGGUUAAGGUUGCAAAGAAGGCGAUUUUAAAGCGAUCGUUUCCUGCAACCCCAGCAUCUUGGAUCCUUCUUGUUGCUGCCUUGGGUGCUGCUCGGUAUUCAGAGCAUGAAACAACUCUGGGAGUAUUGGGAAAGUUGGAACGUGGAUUGCCUUGGUAGGUAGAGGCAUUUACUAAUUGGACUUUGCCCGCUUCGUCGAAGAUUGGAAGAACUUUUUUUCUUAGCCCAUAAGCCGUUAUGAACUUCGUAAUAAUAAUUGAUACUGCUUAAGUUGGUGCUAUUUACCUCCCAUUAGUAAAUGUUCUCGCUCUUUUCACUGAUUAAGGUUUUGCUAUUAAUUUUUUUUACAGAUAAACUGAGCUUAAUUUGGCAAAAAUCAUCUGACACGAUUUAAAAUGUGAAUCGCGACAAGUUUUAUUUUCAUCAGAUAGUUAAUUUUGAAUCCUUUAUAUUUCCUUAAGAAAGAGCAGUUUCAUUAAAAUGUAUGUUUACGUUACUAUCAUUCAAUGCGAGACAGGUGUGAAAAUGAAGCUAAUAAUAAUCGAGAAUGUAUUUCAACAUGUGAACAGAACUUUGCCCAUUAAUCACCGAAUCUUGAAGUUUGUUGGGUCAAUAAGACCCCAUGUAUUGCUCUUCGUAAAAAAAGAGCGACAGAUGAGGAUGUGGCAAAUGGGUGUGAUCCUAAUAUUAUAAUAAAGCUAAUAAUAAUCGUUACUAGGAAGGUUCGUAGGGAAGUUUUGAAGUAGGAACCAUGUUCUUAAAGUUGGGCUCUUUUUCAAUCUCUGCUGAAGAGACCAGAGGGAAAUCUCGAUUUUGUAACUGGCCAGUAUCAUAGGAACUGAUGAUCAUCUCGUUAACUGGAUCGAAUUAAACCAGAGAAGAAACUUACCCUUUUUCUGCUAACUCUGUAUGCAUAAUUACUUUCGUUAUGUUUUGUUUCUUUUGUUAAGUUGAUAAGCGAAAAGAGAAAGAACCAGGGAAGAAACUUAUUCUUUUUCUGCUAACUCUGUAUGCAUAAUUACAUUCGUUAUGUUUUGUUUCUUUUGUUAAGUUGAUUAGCGAAAAGCCAUACCUGUAACAACGAUACCCAUGCGGUUUGGAAAGGAUCUAGGCCGCUUAAUUUGUCUUCUUCUAUGAGUUUCCUUAAGUCAUGUUUUAUGAGUCUUUGUUUUGACUGCAAUGGCUUGAUUUUAGGUAAAGAUAUCAACAGGAAAAGAUAUUUUGAAUUGAGAUGAAGGAUUUUGCUUAGGGUUGGGACAUAAAUAAAUCCAAAAAUUUAAAUUAUUUACUCACUAACCAGGCCUGUAUUUGGAGGUACUGCCUAUCAAAAGAGUUUGAUACAUGUUCAAGGAUAAGGCAGCAGAUAUUUUGUGUUGUAUUAUUUUGCCUCAAUUUGAGUCGGAUAUUGGGGGUGGGCCUUAAAGUAAUGACAACUAAUUUGAAUUUCCUCUGCUGACCACGUAGUGAAACUGUACUAUGGCUUUCUUGUUUUGGUUUUUUUUUUUAGAUGAUUAUUGAAUUUGAGGGUUCAACUUGUGCAGAAUACAUAUGAAAAUUGUUUGCUUGGAGUUUUAAAUUUAUUUUUGUUUCAUAUUGUAUGACAUUAUCAACUUUGCAUUGAUAAUGAUUUUCGUGCUGACACCAACUCAGUUUACAUAUAUAUAAUGUAUAUAUGUCUUUGUGCUAUUUUGGCAAUGUCUGUGACACCUACUCAUGGAUUAUUAAUUUCUCAUAGAAUUAUGAAAGGCAUAUGUUGAAAAACAUAUCACUUUGUUUUGAUAAUACUUCUUUUUAGCUUUACUCUCUUUCCUAAGCUAGAUCUUAUCAUGUAAAUAAUUCUAUAAAUUAAUUAAAACUAGAUCUUAACUAUCUUUUUGGAAAUGGUGCUUCUCUUUUAUGAAUGUUUACUGUUAUUUAUGCUUAAUUUCCUUAAUUUUUCUCUCUUCCAUUCCUAAAUAUGUACAGUGUAAUUGUAUUUACAUCAGUCAUGCCAAUUUCUUUUGAAUUUGAAGAAGACGAGAUGAAGUAAUCUGAAUUUUAAUGGGAUUUUUUUUGUAAAUUUUCCUUUCAAAUUUUUUUCUACAUCUAAUUGAAAGAUCUGAAUGUUAAGAAGAGUCAUUGAUGUUGUCUGCAGUGUAUACUAAAACAAGUUUAGUUAACCUUUGGCACUGUAAGAAUGCAUAUUCUCCAUACUGUUCUGUAAACAUUUCCUAAGGUGCUGACAAAGAGAAUUUGUUUAACAAUCAAGAGCUUGUGAAGUUGGUGAUCAUUUGUUUUCUUCUUGUGAUCUAAAUGUUUGAUUCAGGAGUGAUUUGUGUGGAGAAAUUAAAUGCUAGCUACUCUCAGGGGUUACAGGGUUGAAAACAAAAGUCAUUUGUCCAAAAGAAAAACAUGUUUAAAAUUGUCACACAAAAGACCCAAUUAAGGGCACCAUUUGGAAUCAGUCCAGCCUGUAUUUUUGAUACUUUUAAUCUUUUUAAACUUUUAAUGCUCAGAUUUCAUGGAGUUGUUUUAUUUUGUAUCAGAUAAUUUCCAGAGUAUGAAAUAUUAGGGAAAAACUAAUGUUUAUCAUUCAUUUUUUUUUUAAACACAGGAGUCACAAUUUAGAUCCCAAAACAGUAAUAGCAGUGGCAGUGUUGGUGUGUGCAACAAUACUGUGGAUGCUGUUAGGUCACAUUCAGCAGUUCACCUUGCGCCAGCUGUUGCGUUAUAGAGCAUUUCUGUAUGAACCAAGAGGGUAAGAGUACUUGACUUUGAUUUCAUGAUAGAAAACUCAAGAUAUAAAAAACUUAAUAAAUGAAUUACUCAUAAAAACAAUUGUAUUCUUUUGUUGUAGGAAGCUGUCAUUAAAAACUAAGUGCUGGCUGGUAUGUUUCAUUUAGUUGACAUGUUUAGUCUUUGUGGUGAAUAUUAUUUUCAAAAUUUAUCAUCCUUUACUCUCAUUCUUUCCUCUUGUGACUUCAGGGAUUAGUGAAACUCCUUGGUGGUAAAAACCCAACUUUGUACAGUUAUGAGAAGUCUUUGCCAUCUUUGCCUGUUCCAGAUCUCAAUGCCACUACAGAGAGAGUAAGUUAUAUGUUAAUUUUCUCAUUUUUGAAUUAAUUUCUGAUCAUAAAAGAAACUCAAUGUCACAAUACUAAAAUUAUUUCAUUUUUCAGUAUUUGCGUUCUGUUAGACCUGUUCUUAGUGAAGAAAGAUUUAAAAAGAUGGAAACAUUAGCAGAAGAAUUCAAGGUUUGAGAGAGCUUUAAUUAAAUCAAACUUUCCUGUUAGUUAUAUUACCUAUUUUAAUUUAUUUAUAGAUAUUGACUGGGCAUGUGCUUGAACAAUAAGUUUUGUACAUAUAUUGACUGCCUAGUGUAGGUUCUGAAAUUAUAUUCUGGCAGACAACUUUAUUUCCCACUUUUUAACUAUUUUUAAGUAACUGAUUUGUUUAUUAUUUUUGUGUCUUUUAUGAUUUGAUAUUUUGCUUUAUAAAUAAGUUUGUCAUAAAUUGUUCUAACAGUUGUAUGUUAAUUCUCUGGGAGUUAUAACUAUAAAGUUGAUGUGAUUUGACAAAUUCAGUUUUCAAGUAAAGGGUUCAAUGAUGGUCUUCAUAAGUAGCCUGUUUCACUUAUGGCUGCAAUUAGGUUUUGUCACACACAAACCACAGCUCUUCCCCAGAAUCAUACAUUUGUGAUCUAAGGUAGCUUUGACACACUUUUUAAUGUUAUUUUUCUUUAGAAUGGUCUUGGGAAGAAGCUACAGCGCUACUUGGUCUGGAGAUCCUGGUGGUCCACAAACUAUGUUAGUAAAAUAGUUAAUAGUCAUGGGCACCCUCCUAGUCUGCCUGUUGGGUACUAGUCAUAAAAUUUGUAUUAGGAUUACAAUUUACUUCAGUAUUAGUAAGAGUUUUCAAUGAACAUUGACUUUUAUUAAUCUAAACUAGUCAUUAAACAUACCUUCAGGUGACUGCACAUACAGUAAGGUUUAAUUGCCUUUUCACGAUUUCUCUCUUAGGAAGUUUUAAUAAAUUGAAUUAAUUUGUAUUUUGUCCUGAAAUCUUUGUGAACCUGGUAACAUAUCUAUCUUAAACUAAACACUUAGUUAACAUUGUUCUUACAUAUUAAAUUUUAUUUUAACCCUUAGUUAUCACAUGUGCUUUCCAUUAGUAAACUUACAGCUUGUUAUUUUGACCAAUGACACUGCAUAUAUAUGUUAAGCGAGGGAUAUGAUAAAAUUUAUGUCACUGUGGUAAUAAUUUAUCUGCAACUAAUUGUGUGCUUGACUUUUAACAGAUCAGUGACUGGUGGCAGCAGUUUGUGUAUCUUCGCUCCAGGGAACCUCUUAUGAUCAAUAGUAACUACUAUGGAGUGGUCAGUAUCUUUCAGUCUUAUGAUUUGAUAUUAAUUGUGAUGUAGAUAAAUGUAAAAGAUGCACACAACUAGUAGUAGAAAGUAAUAGAAGUGAAUCCAGGGCUGACUAUCAACAACCUGGAACCAUUGGCAGGUAAAUCUACAAUUGUGUUGGGUUUCACAAACAACUGCAGUCAUUAGUGUAAGAUAUGGUUGAAAAACAUGGCAAAUUGAUUUUGCUCUUCGUAAAAAAAAAAAGUUAAGAGUCAAGGUUCCUCACACAGGUAUUUCUUACCUUUGUGUAAACUCUUUGUUUAAAAAACUUAGAUCCAGACAGACCCUGUUUAUUUUUCUCUUAUAUUAUAUGAAAAUGUUUUCCUUGGUUUUUUGAUGGCUAGUUUCUGUUAUAAGUUUAUAUUUUGAAAUAUUAGCCACAUUUGUGGUACUGCAGCUGUUUUGAGUUUUUUUUUCACCACACCAUUUUAUCCAGGACUCUGUGGAGGUUCCAUCAUCAAUACAAAGUGCAAGAGCAGCCAAUAUAAUUUAUGCCAUGUAUGCGUACAGAAAACAGAUCUUCAAGGAAAAACUGGAACCUGUAAGUUUAAUUUAUAAUCACUUUACACAAUAAUUACUUGUUGAAGGCCCUUGAAGUUUAUGAAAUUUACUAUUUUAAGUCCAUAUUAGAGGUGCAUUCCUUUUGGAAGUUUUAUAAAUAAAAGGAACACAACCAUAAGUUGGAAUUGAAUCACUCUACUCAUUUUAGGAAUAGUUAAAAAAAUAUAACAUUAUUAAAAAAACUUUUUAGAAAAACUUUUUAGAAAAAAUUUUUACCCUUUAUGGUGGCUAAUUUAUGUUUUCGACCCAGUUGUUCACACUAAAUUACCUUUUUAGCCAAUAGUUAAUCCCCUUAUCCCCUUGUUCAAAGUUUGGAUAAUGCUGUCCACUGGAUAAAACUCUAUUCAAAGGAUAAAACUAUAUGUUUAGCUAUCACUUACAGAUCUGCUGGAUAGUGAUUUUUCUGUUGGAUAGUGUUAUUUCCCUUUUAUACAACUGGGCCCAGAAGACUAUUUUGAUUAAAACAAAAACUCAAUUUUGAGUUGUAGAAAACUUGUCAUUGUUGAUAUUUAGUUUUAUAAAUGAAUGCACCCCCCUUGUUGAGGUCUGUUUGGCAAUAGUGGCUGCUCCUAGUGAUUAGUCAGGAACUUUUACUUGAUAGGUAGCUUCUAAAGAACAUUCAGACGUUAGUCCAUAACUGUAAUAUGGUUUCGUUUGCAGCAAUUUGCAAUGGGUUUAAUCCCACUUUGUUCAGAACAGUUCAGGAAAACAUUUAAUACAACUAGGAUCCCACUGAAAGAACAAGGUGAAUGUAACAAUCAUUUUCUUCUGGUUGAGGUUGUUUUUCUCCUGUACCAUAUGCCUCCUUACAUUACUUGCAUUAACUGUAUCAAAUGGCUGUUACAUCCUUUUCAUCCAAUAUUACAAUAUUGUUUAUAAUAAUUCUUAUCUAUAAUAAAAUCUUGUUUGGGCACUUGGUUUGAUUGACUGUCAGCUCAGUUUAGAUAACCCUUUCUCACCAUAAUUUGUUCGAAUUUGUCGUGCACAAUACUGUAGUUAGGGAACCCUUAAAAUUAGUUUGUCAGUUUUUGUUUGUGGCAUUUUUACUUUUAGAUCACCUCCAUCACCAUGGUUCAACAUCCCAUACUGUUAUCUAUCAUCGUGGAAGAUUUUUUAGACUUGAGGUCUUUCAUCGUGGACAGUUAUUGAAGGCUGCUGAUCUGGAAAAGUAUGUCUUAUUAUGUAUUUUGCAGCUUCUUAGAAAAUAGGGUAAAUGACAAAGCUGUUUUAAGGGGAAUACCUGGGUGACAUAAGGCCCUUGUUUUACAAAAACAUGGGGUGCUCAGAUCUUACAAGCAUAUUUAAUUAACUUCUCAAAAACAAAAGUUGACAUACCAGGUCUACUAUUGCACAGUUGUGAAUAUUAUUAUUCAAAAGAAAUCUGUAUCAAGGAAUGUUCUUAACUUUUGAUAAAUCCACAGUGUUGAAGUAUUGUCAUUAGACCCUUACCAUGUAUACUGCUGUAUAAUUAAAGUGAAGGAAGUUGUGCUCUAAUGAGAGAAUCUUCCUUCCCUGAGCAACAAUUAGAGGAUUAGGAAAUACAUGUAUUUGUGCCAGGUUAUUGUUGCCUGAAUAAAGGUGCAAUUUUUUCAUAAGAAUCUUUUUAAGAUUCUGGUUGGCAGGGUUGAAAGUUUUAAUGACAUUUAUGACAUUUAUGAAUGACUUACAGUCUAAGGCCAUUGUAAAACAGUUCAUAGUAUUUUAUGGUUAAGCUGCACUAUCAAACUUUUUGUCAUAAUAAACUCAUUCCAUGAUUUUGUUUGUUAGACAAAUUAUAAAGAUCCUGGAAGAUGAUUCAAAGCCAGCACCUGGAGAAGAACUUUUACCAGCAUUAACUAGUGCUGAGAGGUAUAAUGAUGACACAAUACUGUUAACAAAACAUAUUCUUGUAAUUUACAAUCCAUGUCAUUUCAAUGGAAAAAUAUUUCAUUAAAGUACUUUGUUGCAACCUUUACUCAAACAUUUCAGAAAUCUGUGGGCUGAGACAAGAAGUACAUACUUCAGCAAAGGUGUCAAUAAGGAGUCUCUGGGUUGUAUUGAGGAUGUAAGUGAAACCAUUUGUCACAUCCAUGUAGCACAAAGAAAAAUUUAAAUCUCAGCUAGUUCUGAAGGUUGAAGUUUAUAAAUUAGAUGUGACACAUCCCUUGCAUGGUGUAAGAAUUGACAAUACAGAAAUGGUUGUCCUAAUUGUCAAUAAAGCUCAACAUCUAUCAUCUUUCUCACUCUACCUGUAGUGUCUAAUGUCAAACUGUUAUAAAAUAAUCACUUCAUCCAUGGAGACUUUCAAAUUUAAUUUUUCUGUAUUUCACUGUAUCUCCUGCAUGAGAUGCUGGUCCAUUUCUUGUUACCUUUGGUAUUUUUUCAGGUUUCCUCAAUAGUUUGUGAGUAAAAUCAUUAAAAAUAUGAUUAUUUUGUAUCAUUCGCUAAUGUGUGUGAGGGAAUCUAUGUUGUUUAUUUUCCUGUUGUUUGAAAAUUUUUCAGGCUGCAGUUUUCUUGAGUCUGGAGGAUUUGUCAUUGAAUUAUGGACAGGUAAGAGCAUAAUAUUUUGAAUGUUAAGACUUAAAUGUAAGUAGUAGAUUUGAUAUAUUCUGUGAAAGUGGCCUCUUGAAAAAUGUUGGAGCUGUUCCUUAGUUAUCCUGUGGUAUUGGGAGCUUACUAUAAAGAUUUAGUGAUAACUAAUCACCUGCUCAUAUAUUUUUGAAAAACAGGAAGAUUCAGAAGACAUGGACUCUCUCUGUCGAUAUCUGCUUCAUGGCAAUGGUCACAGUUGCUGGUUUGAUAAAUCAUUCUCUGGCUACGUCUUCAAGAAUGGCAGGGUAAGAGCCAAGUGGUAGAUGAUCAUAAUGGUAAAGUAGUGUAGCUCAUGUUUUACCACAAUUGACAGUUAUGUCUCAUUCAGAUUGGCCAAUUUUUGGUUGUUGACAAGAGUACAGAGAACAUUGCUAGCCUCAACCUGUCACACAAUGCCUUUAACAGCUCUCAAACAUGGAUCACUUGGAAAUUUUAACAUCAAUAAUCUGGUUAAAAAAGCAAUUUGAUGGUGUUUUAGUGGAGUCUGUACUCAUAUCAACUACAAUAUUCGUCAUCACAGUGGUCCAAAUUUGUUGCAAACUAUAGCAUUUUGACUGCUGUGAUGAGGAAUCUUGUCAUCCAUAAGAAAAUUGGCCACACUAAACCACUGGCGGUUAGUGAACUGUACAUUCCAUCUUUGAACUUACCAUCUGCAUGACAGAGAGUAUUGAACAUGCUGAAGAGAAUAAUGAUUUGUGACAAAGUCCUUUAAAUUUAAAAGUCUUUAUUAACUUAAGAGGCCCCCUCCUUCCACACAUUGUUUGAAUACAGCUGAAAGGUUAGAUAAAGUAUACUCCUUCUUGUAUUAAAUAAGGGUGGGGAAGGAAGGCCAACAUCAUACAUGUGCAUUCAGAUAGGAAAAAUUAGACUAACUGAUAUAGUUAGAACAAUUACAUUGUUCUGCUAUUGUUGUUCAAUUGAAACUUUUCAUUUUCAAGGACUUACAAUUAUGAGACAGUGUGUAUUGAUGCUGCAUAAUUUGAGUGUGUUCUAGAAAUUUUAUUUAUUUAUUUAUUUAUUUAUUUAUUUUUUGCAGUUUGGCAUUUGUGCAGAGCACUCAUGGUAUGAACACUUUAUACUGUCUUGUAUAAAAUAAUCUCUCCAAGAUAUACAGAUAUACACACAGUCUAGUAACAUUUAUGCUCUUCCAUGCUCUUGACCAAUGAUUAUUUCACAAAAAUAUCAAAUGAAAUGAACAUAACAAGUUCAAACUUGGUGAGAUUGACAGUUAAGGGUUGAUUUUGAGAGAUUUCAGUCCAUGAAGGGUGUGUUACUGAAGGUAUUCUGUCAAUGCCUCUCAAUGCCCAAGUCACCAAUGAAGGUAGGGGGCCAAGGGGCUGCAAUGGCAGUCACACCCAAAUGCCCCUAGAACACUUAACUGGCAUACCCAACCUGCAACCCAGCCACAAGCUCUGUGCAUGUCACACUAGAGCCAGAUGGCUCAAUGGAAGGAAAAAAAUAAUGAAUAGGAAUAACUUAAUAAACAAAUAAAAAUAGAUAGAUGAACAGAUAUAAAACCCUGGACAAAAAUUCCUCCAGUUAGGGAUGAGAACCGCUAUCCUUAAGGAUGACAACGCCACACUACAGAACAGCGAACACAUUGCAAAUACAUGGAAAGACAAUGCAUGCACUGAUUAAAAAUACCACUGGACAAAGACAGCCCCAGGGGUUCAACAACCAGAUGAUAGCUGCUGAUGCUACAAAAUGCAACAAAUGCAGUAAAAAUGCCAACAGAACAGCUGCAAAAUGUUACUGACCAAAAUUUGCCCCUAGUCUUCAACCAUGUUAAAUUCCUUUUAACCAUAUUAAAUACACUGCUCACAAAAACAAUUAUGCAGGUUUAAGAGUUGAGUAAAACAUACUGUUAAGACAAUAGGCAAAUGUUAAAUUUAAGAUUUUCUAUACAUUUUUAGGGCAGAUGCUCCUAUUGUUUCUCAUCUUGGGGAGUUUCUUAUGAUAGAAGACAUCCAAGUUAUGGGGCAAGUAAUCAAUUUUAGUACUGUAAGGUUAUCAAACAUGCAAACUGUUUUUGUUGUUUCCCACAUGGUUGGUUAUGGUGUCAGCUUUUUUCAAUUGUAACAGAAAAAUCAUAAACAACUUUGUGAUUAUGCAACCCACAAUUUGCUUGGAUAGCUCGUUUUGUGUUUGUUCAGGUCCUUAUGUUGAUUUGUUGUUGAUGCUGAUUUGCUUAUUUUGAACUUAAGUUCUGGAUAUCUUCAUAUGAAGUAGACCACAUUGUAUACUUUGUGUACAUUUCCAUAUUUUUUUAAACCAGCUUACUUAACCUGUGUGAGCUGGCAUUGGUUUGCAGUUUACUUGCAGAAGAGGGAUUUUACUCAACAAUCUCAUAACAACAGUGUAGCACUCCAUAGUCAUUAACUCUAACAACUAUCUUCAGAUACAAGGAAGAUGGUCACUGCAAAGGUGAGCCAGAGUUUGGCCUACCCCCACCAACAAGGCUCAAGUGGGACAUCCCUGAAAAGGUGUGGUACUGCAUUCUUAUUUCAUGAACUGUUUAUACUGAAAGGUAAAAUGCUAAAUGUUUUGGUCAUGGAAACCCCAACAAGUUUUGCUAUCAAGUUUUCAAACAUUGGCAUGCUACAUAUACAAGAGUUAUUUUGUUGGCUGGGUGGGUUGAGGUGGACAAGUUGUACAAUUGAUGUUUUAAUUUUUUUAUAGAAAAUCUUAAGUUCCAUGUGGAAUUUUUCCCAAGGUUUGGAUAAUGUAGUUAGAAAAUGUGAUAAACUGCAGAUUCUUUGCAAGGAAAUGACACUCGAUGGAACAAAGGCUAAUUGUGCAAAAUGGAAAUUGAUUGGUGGAAUACAAAUUAAGCUUGUGAAAACUUGCCUAGUGUUCAUGUUGUGCAAUGACUGGGUAUGUUCUGAUUGGACUUUGGAUGUUGUUUUCAUAUCAUGUGAUGGAAUGUAAGUUGUUUUCCAUGUACUUUGAGAGUAAAGGAGCAGAAAAAAACAUGCUUAACAUAAAAAUGUGACGCGAACGAGUUAUUGUGUGACAGCAAUAUCGUAAAGACUCAUGUUAAUCACUCAGAUUUUUUAACGAACACUUGGCUUUCUAGACAAGAUCUUUAGUAAAAAGCAAUUCUUUUUAUUUGCAACAAAGUUUAUAAGGAUCUCAAGGCGAAUAAAGCGACGUUAACAUCGCCAAUGAACAAAAUUGGCUGUAGACGCCAAUGAGUUGUGUGAGUCAUUGGUGAUGUUUACUUCGCUUUAUUCGCCUUGAGAUCCUUAUAAACUUUGUUGCAAACAAAAAGAAAUGCUUUUUACUAAAGAUCUCGUCUAGAAAGUCAAGUUUUCAUUAAAAAAUCUGAGCGAUUGACAUGAUGAGUCUUUACGGUGUUGUUGUCGCACAAUAACUCGUUCGCGUCUUAAGCUGUUAUAGUCAUUGGUGAUGUUCACCAAUGUUCACCAAUGUUUAAGCUUCUGUUAGAUGUUCACCAGUGUUUUUUUACUAAAUAUCGUUUACUUUUCUGUAGGUUUAACUUCUAGUAAGUUGUAUUGGAUUGACGACCAACUCGCCGACGUCUCUACUCGAUUUUAUACGUCGGCGAGUUGGCGUCGGCGAGUUGGUCCGUCGGCGAGUUGACCGUAAUUCGACGAAAUGUAACUUAUUAGUUAAGUUACCAUUCUUCUUCUAAGAAUUUACUUGGUAAUUGAACACAAAACAAAGAAUUAAAAGGGACCCUGAGUAGUAAUGACUCUGAGAACAAUGUGAUGGACCACCAGAUGGUACUUAUGGAUCAACUUGCAUGAGAAAGAAAAGGCAUUUGAAAAGUUCCAGAGAAUUUGAAGCCAGGGCUAUUGGAAACUAUGCCACUGCUAUUGUUUUGAGCCUUUUGUCAUAUUCUAUACACAUGGUUAAUUUUGGUCUUAGAAAAAUAAGACAUUUUUCAUUGACCAUUAAUUACUGGAAUUAAUUAUAAUUGGACCUUUUUUUCCUUCUACUCAGUGUGUUUCAAUCAUCGAGUCUUGCCAGGAGAAUGCAGAAAAACUGAUCAAUGACCUUGACCUCCAUGUCCUUGUACACACUGCUUUUGGUAAGACAAUGCUCAAGAUAAAUUACUUAGAAAUGCAGUGGCCUAUUGGUCACUGUGUUUAGAAAUGAAUUAAGGUGUCUUGAAUCAAGGUUUGUCUUGUGUUCUUGAGUAAGAAAGCAAACCCUUUGACUCCUAGAAGAGGGUGAAUGUAAACUUCUCACAAUUUCAUUACCUUAGCCAUUAAAAAGAUAACAAGAAUCAACAGAUUUAUCAGCUAGGGGGUAAUGACUUGAUAAAACACCUAAUUCUUCCAACAAAUUUACAGAGGAAUGUACAGCAGUUAGAAAGGGAGAAUUACCUGUUACAUCUUCAGGUAUAAUAGGUUUAAAAAAAGCUGCUGUACAAUGUUUGAACUGUUUUCUGUAGUAUGCAAAAUUAUCUGUAACACUUGGUUGAUCAUCAACUAUGGGUAAGAUGUUGUUUAGAGCUCUUUGUCAUGAGAAGUGGCUAACACUUGUAAUAUGUUAGCUUUCUGAAUUGUCUACUGUAACUAGCUUUUCUCUUUCUAAUCAAUGUUUUGAAUGUUCAUUGAUGACAACACAACCAUUUCGUUACAAACUAAUCAGAACCCUUCUCAUUUCAAAAUAGGGGCUUGGUUGUCAAUUGUCACACUUGGAUUUGCAUCUAGCAUGAGCUAAAACUGAAAAAGAAAAUUACAAAGAACCAAAUAGUUUUCUCAUUGACAUUUUUCAAUAUUUCUAAUUUUAGGAAAGGGUGCCAUUAAAAAAUGCAAAUUGAGGUAUGGAUAUCCUGUUUAUAUUGCAGUUGUUAUAAAUCACCUUUGCCUCAGACAUUUUGCAGAGCAAAGGAAUGGCACACAGCAACAGAGAAAAACAUUUUCUUUGCUUCUGAGACCCUUCACAGAUAAACCCAGAAUUCAUAAAACCCAUAAUCCUGUAAGAACUUCUGACUCAAUUGAACACAACCUAAACAGUCGUUGUUGAUGUUCUUUUAAAAGUUGGCACUGAAAAACUGGUCUUCAGAUUUACUUAAAAAACGGUGGCAGUGGCUUAAAAUCGUAGAAUGCAUAGCAGCAAAGGGUUGUCUAGUUGGGUGAAGACACUUAAGAAGACAAGUUGCUACUACUUGUUACAAGGAAAAUUUGGGAUAACAAUGUGCUUCAUGCCAAUAAAACUUUGUGUAAAACUUUGUUCAAAUAAAUCUUUGUCUCUAUUGCUAAGAUUUGUUUUUGCUGAGGCACAAAUUCAAACUGGUUUGAAUUUCGAAUUGAAAAUUUCAUGCACAAGAGAUGUUGCAAAAUCAAUCUAGCAUUUAAAGUUGCAACAUUUAUAUUAAGGGCAAAGUGUUUCCAUCACACAUAGUUACUGGUACAUACAUGUACCAAGGAGUAGGAAAUUAAUCAUUUUCAAAAAUUUUGCUUGUGCUUUUGUCCUCUUCCACAGCCCAGAUGCUUUUAUUCAGAUGGGUCUUCAGCUGGCCUACUUCAAGGUUUGUCUUUGCCAAAUAUGACUUUCACCUUCCUCUAUAUUCAUUUAAAUUUCGUAGAGGUACAGGGUGUACUCUUUAGCAGUUAAAUAUCGAGUUCUUCGGGAACGCAAUUCAUAAAAAUGGAUUUUGUUGUCGCUGUACCUUAAAGUAUUCUUCAGAUUAGAAAAAAGGAAAGUUAAAGGGAGCAGGAAAAUUACUAAAACAACCUUAAAGAAACCAGAAUUUUCUCUAAGUUAUGUUAGAAAGGGGCCUCUUUUUGUUGAGGGAACGUGCAUUUAACAUGUUAUGAAAAUAUUUCAUUGUUUUCAGGAUCAACAAUCUUUCAGUUUAACUUAUGAAUCCUCCAUGACAAGACUUUUCAGGUAACAGGUCAUUUCCUUCUUAGUCCUCAAUAUUUGCUCGUUGUUAUUACGGUAUAUAACUGGGAGGUACCCCCAGUGAUGGUAACUAGGGCCGUAUUUUACCCUUACCAAAGCGGAUGCAAGCUGAAACCAAUCUCUGUGAUCCAGUCGCGCUUGAUUUCUGUUACGUGUAAGUACUUUAAGGUCUCACUGGCUCCAUAUGAUGUAACCUUUGCUCCGAUCGCUUUGGUUUUGCGUUCUUUAAGAGUCGCUUGGUUCCCUUGACUUUGGUUUUGACUGACAUAGUCAGUAUGAUCAGUCAACCCUUUAACUCCCAGAAGUGAUUAACAUGAAACUUCUCCGUAUAAUAUCCAUUCAUUAAUCAGCAAAUAGGUAAUGAGAAUAUUCAGACCUAUUAGGUGGAAGCUGCUAUCUUGAUCUAGCAGCAAGUUCUCAUAACUAAUUUACAAGGAAAUGUGUAGCAGCUAGAGGGGAGAGUUAACAAUCAGAUUUUGGGAGUGAAAGGGUCAACGUAACUAAUUCUCAGCCCCCUCUCUCCCCCAAUUUCACUGAUUUUAUCUUUUGCUACUUUCAGAGAGGGCCGCACUGAAACAGUCAGACCCUGUACCACUGAGUCUUGUGCUUUUGUCAGGGCAAUGCUUGACCCCUCUUCUAAGGUGGGUGUUUUUUUUUUUUGGUUGUUGUUGUUAUUUUUUCACUUUUAACUCGCGAAAGUUACUAACAUGUAACUUUUCUUCACACUUUCCACUAAUAGAACCAGACGGUUUUCUCUUGAUUUAAAACCAAAUUCUUUAAACUACGUUACAAAGGUGAAUUGUAUGAAUUCACCUAUAUUAGCUUCACAUGCGCAAUCAGGUUAGGCUCCAACAGAAUGAACCAUCUAGCUCAUAACUGGCUGGCUUAAAAUGUUCGUGCUAUCAUUCGGUGGACUGUUUAAACUCGUCAAAUUUCUUUAGUUCUUAAUUUAUCAGCCUGGGAUACAAACAAUUAAAGUGAUAUGUACUUCUCAUUUGUUAUAGAAAUCUGAGAGGAGAGAGCUACUUGAGAAAGCCGCGGAACUUCAUGUCGAUGGUUUCAGAAAGGCUAUGUCUGGAGCAGGUGAAAAUAAAAAAGUUAAAGAUUUUCAACCCCCUUAAAAUUUUCCUCUGCAGGCUGUAAACUUAAUAUGACAACUAGCCAUGUAGCCAUUUUUACGAAACCUUGAAAUAGGCAAAAAAAAUUUUGAUGCUAGCGGGACUCCAGACGCGACCCUUUACGUAACAUUAUGCAGGGCUCGAAGUUAACUUUUUGGUCGACUAGCAAAGUUUUGCUGGUAAGAUUUUUUUCCACUAGCAAACUGGUGAGAUCACUAGCAAAUUAUUUCCUUUUGAAAUGUCAAUGACCAUAUCUGAUAUAAAGAUUAGAAUUGAUAUUUCGCACAGGCUAUUAAUGAGCUGAAAAGUUUUAUAAAAAAGGUGGUAAAUGUUUGGUCUCCUUUGUCGUUGUCCUGACAACCACCACCUCUCUACUGCAUGUUUGGGAGACAUGGAUGAUUCUAAAUAACAAACGUUUGCUAGUGGAAAUUUUUCUCACUCGCAGAUUAACAAAAUCACUCGCAUUUUGCCAGUUUGCGAGCUUUAAUUUCGAGCCCUGAUUAUGAACAGACGACUCUGUAUGCAUAAAAAUAAAAUCAUUGUAAAAUGUUAUGGAAGUAAUUUUUUUGUUCUCAAUAGGUGUCGACCGUCAUUUAUUUGGCUUGUAUGUUGUAUCCAAGUACUUAGAAGAGGACUCACCGUUUCUGAAGGAGGUUAGUUUCUUUGAUUUUUAAGGAGUCUAUUGCCGAAUUGUUGAGCGUCCAAAAAGAUUUGGGAUUUUUUUUAGCUUUUCUGUAUUUCGUACUGUGAUUGGUCUAGAAAACUUGUUGUACCGUCUGACCACUGGAAACUGCAAAUCUUAAAGCACAUAUUUUUUCCUGCGCUCAAGACAGUCUGCUAAUUUUAAUCUAGUUCGUGUUUGCUCCUUUGAUGCUUUCUUUUGUUUUGGAUUCACAAUAGUUUUUGCUAUUAUGGCGCUCAAUCAAAAUGCACUUUGUACACCGUCUGGACAUUCGCAGUAAUGUCUGUAAUUUUUUCUCUUGCAGGCUCUCAAAGAACCAUGGAAACUGUCCACAAGCCAAGUAAGUACAGCUGUAUGUAAUGAAAUCUUAAAUGAAGCAUGGUGAAGCAUAGUGUGUAUAUGACUGCUUGACUUCCAGAACCAGCCUACUCCAGGCAGUCAGUUUGUUGAUGAAGGGGGUGAUAAAGAGGAACUAGGAAUAGAAAAGAACGAGGGGGCGUUGGGGGGAUUAAAAACCUAAUACACUGGGCCGAUAUUCUCUCACCCGAUCGUUCGUUUGUUUCCAUUUAACAAGAACUUGGCACAGGCUCUCCAGAACAAGUGUCACGUAUGAAGAAAAAAAGAUUAUUAGAUUGUAGGUCGAAGAUUUAUCGUCGGUGCCAUUUUAUAACUCGUUUCCCCUUCGUACCACAUGUAGAAUAGCGAGCGAAAUGUUGUUGUUGUUGUUGUUGGUUUUUUAAUUUGGUUACGUGAUGUGCUGUUUGCAUUGAAAUGCUCUUCGCAUUUCAGACUGCAACCCAGCAAACAAAUAGAGGAAACUACAUCAAGCAUCCAGGAAUGAAAACGGCUGGAGGAGGGUUUGGACCUGUAAGAUAACUUUCUAUAUCGUUAAGCUAUCCUUUCUCAAGAAAUCAUAGGGUACUUCGCUGGCUAGUCUUACAAAAUUUGGUUCUACAUCAAAAUCACAUAUCCUGGUUAGUAGACAAAUUGAUUCAUGCGUUUUUGAGAGGGCUACUCCUUCAGUUACUCUUAGAAAUGGAAGCCGUAAAUUAGCAACUACAUGUAUGUGUAAAAUAAUUAAAUGACUGAAAAUAAGUAAUACGUAAAAGCGGCAAACUAUACUUGCAAGUUAAACUAAAUAAAAAUGAAAAUAGGAUUCAGAAGUGAAACAAUUACUAAAUUUCUAUUAUCAAUCAAACAGCCAUGAAGAUCAAAAGACUUCCUGUAAAUGGUGGUGUCCUAAAUCCUCGUUACGAAAGCCUGUCUUCUUCACUUUGUUUUAGAAUUAGUAAAGGAGUUUGCACAUUAAGUUAAAGGCUCAGAGUGGGUUUCUUUUAGGUGUAGCUGUCGCAAACUGUUUUCUACCUAUUCUUAUUUAGUUAUUUAUCUGUUUGCUUUAUUUUUAUUUGUAUUCUUUUUGGGAGGGCUGUUGAAUCUGAUAUUUCACAAACUUGCAAACCUUAUCUCGUUCGAUAGGUUCAGAUCGGUUCUUUGAUUGUAAAGUUUUGUUUUAGUUUCACCGGUCACUACCGAAUUACAAAUUGAAUAUCCCCUCAGAUGACAAGUGUUGUUAUCUUUUAUCAGGUCGCUGAUGAUGGUUAUGGAGUAUCGUACAUUAUUACUGGUGAAGAUGUCAUCUUCUAUCAUGUCACAUGCAAGGUUUCGUCCCAGCUCACUGUAAGUAUUUCAAUUGUCUGUGCUUGGUCAGUUCUGACAGAAAGAUAUUUUUCUUCUUGACACGAGCGUGAGACAGCGGAAAGAUUCUGAGGAGUCAAACCUAAGAGGUACAGAUUCCACACGCUAACGCUCUACCACUGAGCUACAGAUACUUUCUUUGCUGAGGGAGGUCAUUACACUUUGCUAGCUUCAUACGUGACAUGGCUGGUCUUGCGUCCAGUCGAAAGCGUCAUUUGUUUAAAUCGAAUAAGAGAGAUGGUUAAUUCUGAGUCGGUAAUAAGAUACGUCUUGUCGCGACUUAGAAAAAAAUUCUGACUCCCAUAUUCAAUUCUUGUUAUUGCAGAAUUCCCCUUGGGCAGUUUUAUGUAGUUCUGGCACGAUUGAUAUUAGUUAGGGUGGGUCGCAGGUGUUCCAAAGUCAGUUUUUCUCUGGAAGUUCCUCUCGAAGUUCGAACUAAACUGUUUUACUGCACUUAAACUUCUUUUCAUUUUUAAAUACUUUCUCGCGUUCUUUCCUCACAGGAUUGCAAACGAUUUUGUGCAAAUAUCAGGGAGAGCAUGGCAGAAAUGAAAGCUUUGUUCGAUUACUAAACCGCAAAAUCCAUUAACAUGAGGUUCAGAUCAGUUUCUUUGGAUGCUUUUGUACCAAGCCGAGGGACUUUUCUGACUAGCUUUCGCUCUUUUUGAGUUUCCUAUGUUCAGCUGACACACCUAGCCCUCCCAUCCCUACAAGAAAUAGGAUGCUUUCUCUCUCCCCCUUCCAAAUUGGCUACCUCAGCUGGCACUUUAUAGUUUCAACACAACAUAAAAACCUCCGGAAUAUGUAAGGAAUUACUGACCAAAAUAUGAGCGAUUCAAAUUUUCCCCUCCUCCCCCGAAAAAAAAAAGAGAGAGAGAGAGAGUAGAAAAUGUGUUAGUUUGAUAUAGGAUAUUCAGACAAGAGUUUAUAUAAAGUAACUAGGAGUAAAUUUAUUGCAUGGGAAUUCGAGGUUGCACAUAUUUUCAUUAUUAACGGGAGCGAAACGCGAGAUGCUUUUUCAGCUUCAUUUGGUAUCGGAGAAUUUCACCUAAUAUUUUUUACAAUACUUGAAUAUUUAAUACUGUUUCACUAGUAUCUGUAAAAGUUUGCAGAGUAAAAAUGUAAACUAUCCCACAGAAUAGAUUUUCAUUCAUGUGACAAGCGGCCAUUUUUGUUUCCUCAAACGAAAGAGAAUUUACAACGCAUGGCCGAGGUGAGGUCACGUGAUAACGACGGAAAGCCUUGUCUCUCUGUGUCGUUAAAAGCCUGGUCAAACGCACGCACCAUUUCAACAGAAAACAUCUUACAACACUUUUGGAUCGUGUUAUGAGAUGCUGUGAAGGAGAUGGCCAAACGCGCGCAACAGCUUACAACAUCCAAAAAUGUCGCAACACAAAUAUGGCCGUUUUCCACCUGAUCCAACCCUAUCCAACAUCUUUCAACAUGUAGCAAUAUGUUGCCAUAGGGUGUCCAAACGUGUCUAACACGUUGUUUUCUACAAUGUUGCGUUGAAAUGUUGCGUUCGUUUGGCUGGGCCUUUACA